Linum trigynum is the source of this 447-nucleotide messenger RNA. The record is from the annotation of a GenBank genome assembly. Lineage: Eukaryota; Viridiplantae; Streptophyta; Magnoliopsida; Malpighiales; Linaceae.
CCUCAAACACCACAACUCAGCCGCUACCCGCCAAUCCCAAUACUCGAUUCCUUCGCCGACCAACCGGUGGAGGGAACAUGGGGCAUAAUAUGUUCAGGCGAUUCAAAACCCGCUCUUCUGAUCAUCGAGGGGAAUCGCCGGAGAACCAACAUCGAGGCGAGUCGCGCAGAAUCCCGUUUCCUAUUGCUUCAACUGCUCGCUUGGGUUCUGUUCUCUUUGUUGCAUAUACGAUUCUCUUCCCCUCCUUGAUCAAGCUCCUGAUGAAGAAGCAACUGGCUCAAAUAUCCAAAUUUCAAUGUGGUUAUUGGAAUCUCUUCUGCCUGUAAACUUCUGAGGACUACAAUGGAUGCAGACAUUUUGAUAUCUUUGAGAUUAUUUGGGUUCAAAAUGAGUUGCUUUCCCAACAGACUCAGGUUGCACAAGCUGUCCCGGAAACUGAAGGUACUC